Molecule: messenger RNA, 725 nt
Organism: Geodia barretti
Lineage: Eukaryota; Metazoa; Porifera; Demospongiae; Tetractinellida; Geodiidae
Source: the annotation of a GenBank genome assembly
AUGCGCGAUGAGUUGUGGUCUAACCGACCAUCUACCGUCCGUACGGCCGUAGCGUCGAUCGUCGAGACUGGGAUAGGAGGCCGUUAUAAAAAUGGACCAGCCUGUUGCAGCAGACCUGAAGGGGUACUACCCUGCCCCACCAGCGUACACUCCAACUCCCCAGCAGACACCCCCACCAACAGGGAGCUACCCUCCUCCUACACCUGCUACUGUCGUGGUCCAACCUGUGGUUGUCCAACAGCAGGUUGUGUUUGGACCAGCUCCAGUUGUCACCACUUGCCCCGAGGGCCACCAAGUAACAACCAACAUUUACUACAAGAACGGAGACACGACAUUUGUCCUGGCUGCCGUUCUCUGUUUCUUCCUUGGUCCCAUAGCUGCUGUUGUCCCGUUCUUCAUUGAUAGUAUGAAGGACGUCGAGCACAGGUGUCCCAUCGACGGGAUAGUACUUGGACUCUACAAGAGGAAUCUCUUCUGAAACGAUCAUACCAAAUGUACUGCAGUGUUCUCAUUAGUAUGAGGAACAGAACAAUAUUAUGUUGCUUGUUUACUGUUGUUGGCUUUUCCUGGUGUAGCUAUCAGUAAAUGAAUAAAAUUAUAUAUGCACGUUUUGCCCACAGCUGGUUAUGAAUAAUUAACGUAUUAUACUCAAAAUAAAAUCCAUCAUAUCAGAGAUUCCAACCCCUUUUGCAAUAUAAUAUUGUGUCACAUCUUACGGCAGUGGA